Molecule: messenger RNA, 1109 nt
Organism: Drosophila erecta
Lineage: Eukaryota; Metazoa; Arthropoda; Insecta; Diptera; Drosophilidae
Exons: 2
Coding region: 161-739 (192 amino acids)
Source: RefSeq, a predicted model, not a curated record
GGCUUACACGUAUAUUUCAUUCCUAAUUCGUUUGCUUUGAAGUGUGUGGCAACUCUGACGCUAAGCAAAACAAAAACAGAACAGCAAAGAAAUUUAAAAGGUCAUUGUUUAUCCUAAGACGCGGCUAAAUUUAGUAAUUUGUAUUGUUGGAUACGAGAAAAUGGCCUGCCGCGGCUUCUACUUAGUGGCUACAGCACUGCUGCUGGUACUUUUCCAUCAGCAAUCCUGUGACGCAGCCACCCAGGCGCCCCAAAAGUCGGUGGUAAUUGCUGAGCAUAGUGCGCCGGCUGUCCAAGUGGAGGCUAGGAAGCCAGUCGUGAAGAAAUCUCAAGCUGAGAAUACUCCGGCAGGAGCACAGGCUGCUCCGGCUGCCCCAGGUGUCCGGGCCGCUCCACCAGUUCCACCAGGGACCGGUAAGACACCGGAAUCGGCUCAGUCCAUUGGAAGUCUUCAGGUGGAUGAUGUGCAUGUGGAACGGUCUCCCAUGUCCCCCGAUGUGGACUUUCCGGGCCAGGCUGUCGUUUACAUCCUAGUGGGAAUUACCAGUACGGCAAUUCUUCUGCUCAUAAUGAGGGUUUAUAGGCUGCGACUCUCCCGGGCGGAGCGCAAGUACGGCGUGCAAGGCGACCGGGCCAACCAGGAGCUGACACCACUGCCCAUGGCCAUCGAGGACGUGAAUAGUGAUGAAGAGGACCACACCCUGUUCGAGGUCAAUCGUCAGAACAUACGCAUAUUAUGAAAUAGCAAAAACCAGCACACGCCAAAGAUCCAUUUGGUCGCAUCGCCAUUUCAGACACUUCUCAGCAGAACUUGCCUUGUUUCGUAGCUAUUUACUGCUUUGUAGAUUUCCGCUGUAGCUGCCAGCCAAUAGCCGACUAAGCUCACUAAUAACUAAGUUCUCUGCAUUUCUCCUACUCGCAGUUGGUUCAGGUUUAACGAAUCAAAAGGAAAACAAAACCACUUGUGAUAACGAUUACGAUGAUAUGUAUGUCUUUAAGUACGAAGAUGCCGCUGGAGCCCCGAAGGCAUUAAAAAUCUCAAAAGUACCGAUGCUUUCAACUAGCCUCUGCGUCGAUGUUCCAUAUUAAUAAAUGUUAUAUUACAUGUAC